UCAUGACCGACCGGCAGGCUGCUGGGAUUUGUAGUUCGCACCUGUAGGAGAUGGGAUGUGCGGUGGGUUUAAACUGUUCCAACCCAACUGUCUUCCUUGGGCUGUGGUUCCUACUCGCCGUCGGUAGGGCGGAGAUUCGGCACAACGAUGUCAGCUCCUCUCGGAGCCCCACGGGGCAGCGGCAAGGACACGUCUCCGGACCCAACAUUGUACUGGUCACUUGUGAUUCUUUGGAUGGAAGAUUGACAUUCAGCCCACAGAACCAGACAAUUAAUCUUCCCAACAUAAACCUGAUGAAAGACAAUGGCGCAGUUUUUCUCAAUACCUAUAGCAACUCUCCAAUUUGCUGUCCUUCUCGAUCAGCCUUGUGGAGUGGCUUAUUUGUUCAUUUAACAAAAUCCUGGAAUAAUUUCAAGUGCUUGAACCCUGAUUACCCCACCUGGAUGAAGGUCCUGCAGAAUCAUGGCUAUUACACAAAAGUAUAUGGAAAAACUGAUUAUACUUCAGGACACCACUCAGUGAGUAACCGUGUAGAAGCCUGGACCAGGGAUGUCAAGUUUUUGCUCAGACAGGAAGGUAGACCGAUAGCAGAGCUGGUUGGUAAUGAAUCAACUGUAAGAGUCAUGGACCGUGAUUGGAAAAAUGUAGAUAAGGCAGCUGAAUGGAUACGAUACAAAGCGACACAGCUAAAUCAACCAUUUGUUCUGAGUUUGGGUCUGAAUUUGCCUCAUCCCUAUCCAACUGCAAGUAUGGGAGAAGCAUGUGGAGGGUCCACGUUUAAAACAUCACCAUAUUGGCUUAAAAAGGUGAAUCAUCGAGCAGUCAGGAUUCCAAAGUGGCUUUCUUUCACUGGAAUGCAUCCUGUGGACUAUUAUUCCUCCUACACCAAGAACUGUACUGGCAAUUUCACAAAUCAGGAGAUCAGGGACAUCAGAGCAUUUUACUAUGCAAUGUGUGCUGAAACUGACUCAAUGCUAGGUAAAAUUUUAACAACUAUUCAUGACACUGGGCUCCAAAACAACACUUACUUAAUUUUUACUUCUGAUCAUGGUGAGUUAGCAAUGGAGCAUCGUCAAUUCUAUAAAAUGAGCAUGUAUGAAGGAAGUUCUCAUGUGCCUUUACUGAUAACUGGACCAGGUAUUUCAGGAAGACAACACAUUUCAAAUUUGGUAUCUCUUGUGGACAUCUAUCCAACUCUUCUUGAUAUUGUGGGAAUCUCUCUUCCAAAAAACCUAAGUGGAUAUUCUCUACUCCCAUUGCUAAGAAGAAUUCCAAACAAUAUUUUUGUGAAAGCCUCCCGACCUGACUGGGUAUUUAGUGAGUUUCAUGGCUGCAACGUUAACGCUUCCACCUACAUGAUUCGGAGUGGCAGGUGGAAGUACAUAACCUAUGCUGAUGGGAUUUCAGUACCUUCCCAACUGUUUGAUUUGAUUGCUGAUCCAGAUGAAUUGAUAAAUGUGGCGACCAAAUACACAAAAAUUACAAGCACUCUCAAUAAGAAACUUCGCUCCAUAUUAGAUUACCCGGAGGUAUCCAGAUCUGUUCAUCAAUAUAACAAGGUUCAAUUCAGCAAAUGGAAAGAAAGCCUGGGAAAGAAUUACACAAAUGUCAUUGCCAACCUCCGAUGGCACCAGAGCUGGCAAAAGAAUCCUGCAUUUUAUCAGAAGGCAAUUGAAAAUUGGUUAAAUUCAACUAUUGGUGUAUAGUUUUCCAUGUAUUAUUACCUACAAGGAUCCAUGUCUAGUCGUUUUCACUUGUCUGCUUGCUGAACUUUGGAGAUAGUAGAUAUCGUCCACAAAUAUGAAGUCAGAAACUAUACACUCACCAAUGAAAAGCAGGUCUACCCUCCUUGGCCUUCUACUUUCACAGCAGGGGUUCCCAACCUCAGUUAAUUGUAGGGGUGUAUGGUAUAAAAUAGGUUGGGAACUCCUGCUCUAGGGGUUUGUCAGACCCAAUCUCAAACUCCUCUAUCCAGACCCCUCACCAAAUUCAACUCACCUCAAACUCCACACCUCACACUCAACUCAAGCAACUGUCCUCAAACUCCUCAGCUGAAAUUGAUUCUCAAUCUCCACAUCUCACACUCCUCUCCUCAAACUCCUGACAUCCAACUCCUCAGGUCAAUUACCUCUUAUCAAACACCUCUUGUCAAACACUCUCAUCAAGCACCUCAUCUUCAAUUUCCUCUCCUGAAAUUCCUCACUUUUCUCCUCAGAUGCCUCCCCUCUAACUCCUCUCCCCCUUAAGUCUGGAUCACUUUCCCUGUCACCCUUGUCUGGAUCGCUUUCCCCACCUCUCCACCCCCCCCACCUUAAGUCUAGAUCUCUUCUUCCAUCCCCCUAACUCUGGAUCUUUCCCCCCACCCCCUGUCCCCUCUUUGCCUCUGGAUCUCUUCUCCCAUCCUCUUUUGAUUCCAGAUCUCUUUCCCCCCACCCUAUACCCCCUCUGACUCUGGUUCUCUUCCCUGCUAUCCCCCUUUUGACUCUGGACCUUCCCCUCCCACCCUCCUUUUCACUCCAGAUCUCUCCCCUCCCCCACCCCGCCCUUUUGACUCCAGCUCUCGAUCCCCAUCCCUUUAACUCCAUAUCAAUUAUAGUCACAAAUGGGAUGCUCUGACUUUAGGACAAUUUCCCCCUCAGUUUCUGUAUCCCUGUCACACAGUUGACCAGAGUAUCCUGAAAUGCUUCCUAUUUGUGACAGUGAUUGGAUAGCUUCAAUCGUAUGUAUUUGAACAGGAGUGGAAUCACCUGUAAAGACCUUGAGUUUCAUCAUGCACCAUUAUAUUUGCAAUGUUCCAAGAACCUGUCGUUAACUUUGUUAUAAUUCCUAUCUGUUUGGUAUUUUAAAACAAUAUCAUUCAAACACAGGUACUGAUAUUUGAAAUUGAUGCUGUGAUAAACAACUCCACCUCAACUCCCCGUCUCCCCAUCUCUUUCCCAUCCCCCUUAAUAGAAAAUGCCUAACGAUCCAGUAAAGUAUUGAAAUGCCUAAAACCAGACAUUUCAUUAUUCUUUUCAUGUAGUAGUGCUGCAGUGAUUUUAUUAGUAGUGUACAAAUUAUUCAUUGAUAAUUGUUGUAUUGACAGCCCAGAGUUUGUGCUUUUGUUGUAAACUGCUGUUACUCUAGUAUUAAUUUCUGCUCAGCAUUUCAGAGAAUGUCGUGACAUUAUCUGGGAGCAUUUAUGAAACAAGUAUUUGCACAGAAAUCCAUGUGAGGUGACCAUGUAACUUGUAUAUUUUUCUAGUUCUCAUUAUAUAUCAUAUUGUUGUAGAGACAUUCCAGAUCCAGUUGCUAUUUCACAUUUAAUCAGUAGUUUAUUUAUCCAUUAAUGACUUCCCCGGCUCGAGUUUACAUAUUUCUCUAUGUUACAAAACAGAACUGUUUCGUGGACUAAUCAAAUUUGUAAAUACAGUAUAUUAAUUUGUGAGAUUUACUUUGAAUAAAACAA
Messenger RNA from Mobula hypostoma (lesser devil ray), 3448 nucleotides. It is a transcript of the gene arsk, whose product is annotated as arylsulfatase family, member K. Lineage: Eukaryota; Metazoa; Chordata; Chondrichthyes; Myliobatiformes; Myliobatidae. The record is from RefSeq and is a predicted model, not a curated record. The coding region runs from base 51 to 1706 and encodes 551 amino acids. Gene Ontology annotation, molecular function: glucuronate-2-sulfatase activity; arylsulfatase activity. The transcript has 8 exons.